UAAGAAAACGUCUGUCCUCCAAACGGAGCCACCUCGGAUGCUCUCCUCUGUCUCUGUCUCUGUCUCUGUCUCUGGGUCUGGGUCUCGGUCGGUGCCGUCCCAAAUCCCAUAACGUUCGACAGUGCAGAUUCGCCGUCCCCACUGAUAUCACUGCCAUUUUCAUUUGAUUCUCCGAUUGCCUCUCCUUCUUCUUCGUAGCUUUUGCCGUCGCCGUCGGAAGCACACCCUUCAUAAUCAUCAAGUUGCUGUUGAGCAGCGAUCGCGACAUGGCGAAUUCGAUGUUUCUCGAAGACGGCCCUCGGGGCUCGACACGAAGUCCCUUUCUGCGUUCCGCUUCUGUCAAAGACGUCAGCUACAGCUGUGGCUCUUGUGGAUACGAGCUAUACCUCAGCUCCUUAAAUCGGAACAUGUCGACAAUUGGAACUAAAUACCGUAAGUCCAUAAAGAAAGGGAUCAUAUCGUUCUGUAAUAUUGAUGAGAGUAGAUUUACGCUGGUUGAUGAGCUGCAGUGCAUACCCUACUUCUCGAAACAAUCAUGGGGUUGGUUUAGGCGGAGAACCAGACUUCUUUGCCGCAAGUGUGGCAACCGUAUUGGCAUUGCGUAUGACCCAACUACUUCGUCUGAUCCGCUUGUAUCUGAUGGGCUAGAAUCAUGUUCGUCCAGUGAAGUUCCCAGUCAACGUAAAUAUGACAUAAGAAUUCGUGCCUUGCAGCCAUCAUCCUCUGAGGGAUCAUCGAUGUCCGUCUUUGUAUGAUAAAUACGAUUCCAAUGGGUUGGAUCAAGUCAAGGCAACCAAAAAUUUUACUUGAGAGUUUUUCCCUGUCUAAAGGUAGAAUGCUACGGUCAUGUUUGUAUUUUUCCCAUUUGUUGCAAGGGAUUACAUGUAUAGAAUAAUAAGAAUGCUGCUACUUUGAGGAUUGAUCUGUCUAUUACUGAUCGAAAUUAUAGACGCUACAUAUGGAAAUGGAUAUCACCAUGCUUCUGUGGGGAAAA
Messenger RNA from Rhodamnia argentea, 994 nucleotides. RefSeq lists its product as uncharacterized. The record is from RefSeq and is a predicted model, not a curated record. The transcript has 2 exons. Lineage: Eukaryota; Viridiplantae; Streptophyta; Magnoliopsida; Myrtales; Myrtaceae. The coding region runs from base 267 to 755 and encodes 162 amino acids.